AUGAUCUGGACCCGAGCUCGACCGGUGCGACCGCUGACACUCAACCACCUGCACAUCCAGGGCCCCAUCAAGUAUUCUGAUGCACAGGGCAUCCACGACAAGCUUGUGCGCAAGUUUCUGGACUGCAAGAAGGAAGGCAAGGAGACGCCGGACCCGGUGCUUCUGACCUUCCAGAUGCAGCCCGUGUACACUAUGGGUCGACGGCAGGGCAAAGAAGACGCCCUUCUGGAAACCCCCAACCACCGAGAGACGAAAUCCGAGCCGUCCGAUGAACCAAUUGAUGUUUCCAAGGCCGAUAUCGCACACACCCUGCGAGGCGGAGAAACCACCUUUCAUGGGCCGGGUCAGAUUGUCGCAUACCCCAUUCUGGAUUUACUGCAAUUCCGAAAGAUUAACGAUGACGGCUCUGACUCGGCCCUGAGCCCCAAGUGCUACAUCAGUCUGCUGGAGAGCAGUAUCAUCAGUGCUCUUGCCCAGUACCAAAUCUUCACCACCCGAACUGAAAACACUGGAGUUUGGACCAUGGAUGGAGAGUCCAAGAUUGCCGCUGUGGGUGUAAACAUCCGACGAAACAUCACUAGCCACGGAAUCUGUCUCAAUGUCAACAACAACCUGUCCUGGUUCGACCACAUUGUGCCAUGUGGUCUGGACGAAAAGAAGGUGACCAAUGUGCACGAACAGGGUCCUCCCGUCAAGUAUGAGGAGGUGGUCCACGAUUACGCCUACUCCCUGGCAAGCUACCUGGACGUUAAUUAUAAGAGAGUCGAGAAGGAGGCUCAGGCUUAG
Molecule: messenger RNA, 786 nt
Organism: Yarrowia lipolytica CLIB122
Lineage: Eukaryota; Fungi; Ascomycota; Dipodascomycetes; Dipodascales
Biological process (GO): protein lipoylation
Cellular component (GO): mitochondrion
Molecular function (GO): lipoyl(octanoyl) transferase activity
Source: RefSeq, a predicted model, not a curated record